GGGCGUCUACAAUCAAGUUCUCUGUGGCGACAAAUCACAGCCAUCUCCCGGAAAACAAAGUUAGUGAAACGUGACACAAAUCCUCCCGACUGUUACCCUUGCUGAACAAAGGUGGCUGAAACCACAGUGUCCUGUGUGUCUGUUCUGAAACUGGUGAAGCGUGAGACGUCGAGGUUAAAGACCGUGGAUGACUCUAUAAUACAACAGCCAUUUCCUCUGGGCCACCGUCUCCUUUCUUCUCCGACUGCUGUGGGAAUCAGCCACCACCCAUGGUGUCACGCUGGGAUAGUUGACGUAUGACCUCAGGUCACCGUCAUCGUUUCAACAUAAUAUUUAUCAGAAACGUACGCGUGGAUUGACGGUCGGGACUUCACGCGUGUUUGUCUGUGUCUGUGUAUGCAUAGACUCUCGAUAAAGGUUUUGAUUUUGUACAUAUAUCCCGGCCCAGCAUAGACGAAUGGGCUCAUAAAGUGACUACGUACCUUUACGACUCAACGAACAUGGAUCUGUGUUAAUGUGUGCCAUCACGAUGUGAACGAACAAUACGCUAUAACUUUACGGACAUGUUAAUUUAUGAAGGACAAAGUCUGAAGGCCAUGAAUGAAUUUACCUUCAUCUCAAGUAGGCAAUAGGAGGCUUUUAUAAUUGUGAUCCGUCGAAUAAGUUCGUUUCGGUUAUUAGGCGGUUCAUUGUGUCCCUCUGUAUUGCUACAUCAAGUUUCUAUUUCUGUGUGUGCUUCACGACACGUCUCUGAGCUCGCCCUCAGUAACACUCUCUGACUAACCUUGGACAACUCUUUCUUUACCAUCCGUGUAUGGUAUUUUUGAACCGUAGUAUUUGAUGUUUAUGUCACUCUUAUGAGUAUGAAUUGACACAGGUUAGUAUGGGACGCCCCAACAGGUGCGCUGCAGCAACGAUAUCAGGCCGUGCACACUGCACAUCAAGCAAGCUGGUGACGUUUCACAAAGUGGUCGUUUUCACAGAAGUGGAUAUUUGAAAUAGAUUCCAAUAUGUUUAGAAUGAGGGACAAAGACACCGAACAUGUCCUGCAUGCUUUAAUGCCAGGAGCUAGGAUUAACAAAGGCAACAAAAAGAUUACCAUCAACGUUGGAACUUCCAAUGAAACAAUCAUCUUCAAUGUUGGUGGGUCCCAGUUCGAAACAUACAGAUCCACCUUAAACCGUCUUCCUUUCAGUCCUCUAGCGGAUGAGGACUUUCUGAAGAAGCAUUACAGGGAGGAUAGGAAAGAUUACUUCUUCGACCGUGAGCCUGACGUUUUCAAGGCGAUAUUGAACUACCUCCGUACGGGGGAGCUGCACCUCCCUGCCUGGCUGUGUGGAGCUUCCAUUAAGAAUGAGCUGGCGUUUUGGGGCGUGGAGGAGGAUGAGAUUGAGGAGUGUUGCUGGACGAACUACAACUCGUGGACAACGACGUUGGAGGCGCUGAGGAAGUUGGAGAAGAACCGGAAGGGGGCGUUGGGGCACGUUGACGAGAACAACAAGAAUCCCACGACGCCGUGGAAAGGGUUCUGCCAGCGUGGAUGGACUCUCAUGAACAACCCACGAGCUUCUGGAUGGGCUUGGGUUAUCGGCGCUGUUUCGAUGCUGUUUGUGGUCCUCUCCAUAUUUUCAUUCUGCGCAGAAACACACAAAAGUUUCCAGACUUACGUUUUCCCAAACUCCAGCGCCAUCAACAACGCCAGUACCACCGACAACACCUCUUCAGCCGGUGUCGCAAACACUAAGGCCGACGGGGUCAGUAAACCGGAAGUUCAGAUCCAUCCAUCUUUAUUCAUCAUCGAUGUCGUGUGUACAGUAUAUUUCCUGCUCGAGUUCAUUAUAAAACUUGUGUUUUCCCCAAAGAAGGGAAGUUUUUUCAUUCUACCAAUGACAGUAAUCGACAUCGUAGCUCUGAUCCCGGAUAUCGUCGAGAUAUUGUAUCGUCUGUCUACUUCAAACUACUACUCACGUGACACACUCGACGUACUUCCGGUCCUGCGCAUCACAAGGAUCUUCCGUAUUUUCCGCCUCAUGCGUCACAUUCCAGGUUUAUGGAUCCUGUUCUACACCCUCAAGGCGAGUUUAAGAGAGCUGCUUCUCAUGCUGUUGUUCUUGUUCGUAGGGAUGCUUGUGUAUUCUUCCCUCAUCUACUUUGCCGACGACAGGAGCACGUUUACCAGCAUCCCCCACGGGUUCUGGUGGGCGCUUAUCACCAUGACAACGGUCGGAUAUGGCGACAUGUUUCCUGUGACCAAUCUAGGUUACCUCGUGGGAUCAGUGACGGCCGUGUCCGGGUUACUCAUGAUUGGGUUCACUGUACCCAUCCUUGUCAACAAUUUCGUCAUGUAUUAUCACCACACCCAGUCGGCACUGGUGCGAGAACAAAAGAGGAUGAGGAGACAGAAGCAGCUUGAAGCUGAAGCCAAAAGACGGAGACCCAGCUUGUUCAACCUCGCAAUCCGGUCCAAGUUUCAGCCCAAAGAUGAUGGUGUCGGCUCUCGGUUAGCCUCCAUGGCGGAUGAUGCUUCCAGGCGGCUCACAAAGAAGCUGGAGGAAGAUUGUUCAGAAUCUUCUUCACCGGUUUCAACUCCUAGAGAGGAAACAGACCUCCUGAUGAAAAAUUCCAACGGGAACAGCCCACAAAACUGAUUAAGGCGCAAAACAUUUCUUAGGAACCACAAACAAGUGACCUAAACGUCAGGCAUUAAGGAAGGCGAGGCGAUCCUGCCCCCCUUGCCCGUUCACAAACGUCACACGAAGACCCAGUUCGCUUCCAUAUUCCUGGGGCAGUGUGGUUAAAACGUUAGCUCGUCACGCUGGAGACCCGGGUUCGAUUCCCCACAUGGGUACAAUGCGUGAAACCUAUUUCUGGAGUCUGCCGUCGGGGUAUUGCUGGAAUAUUGGCGAAAAGGGCAUAAAACCCAACUCAUUCAUGAAGUCAUUCCUCCGUACUCAUGUAUUGUCAUAUUGCCUGGCGCUCUAGAACAAUAAUUGGCAAUAGCUGCAAGACACUACGAUAAGCAUCACUCGACAGCAUAGUAGUUCAUUCAAGUCUAUUUCAGAAAGAGUGCCUUAAUAUGACCAUUGCUAACAAAAGAGAAGAAGAUCCCAUCCAUAUGGGAUUUCUGACUACAAGCUGUGUUGACAAUAUUUUUCGGACGAUAUCAUGAACAUGUGCUCUAAAUCACUAUGAAAUAGUGCUCAUACAAGCUGUUCGCUGAAAGGUGAGCCUAACCUCCUUUCUGGUCCCACCCAUCACGAAAACAUGCAAAGGCACGUCAGUUGUGUACAAGUAGAAAAUAGAAUUGCACCGGACGUUGUUUUAUUUUUACUGAUGCGUCUGAUUUGGGAAUGUCUCCACAUCAGCCUUGUAUGCUGACAUUUCAUCAGACAAACAAAUCCUGGAAAUUGUUCUGUUCAAAGUGUGUUAGCAAGUUGGUUGACAUUGAUGCUUUCACUAUGACGUCAUUGUAUUGUAGGGUGACGUCGUAAUUGAUGACGUCAUUGUAUUGAGGAGUGACUUUGUAACUGACGACGUCAUUGUAUUGAGGAGUGACGUAAUUGAUGACGUCAUUGUAUUGAGGAGUGACGUAAUUGAUAACGUAAUGCAUUUAGUGGUAACGUCGUAUCUGUCUCUGUUGUACAUGGAGAGAGAGAGAGAGAGAGAGAGAGAGAGAGACAGAGAGAGAGACAGAGAGAGAGCAACUGGUAUUGUAUAUUAAAUAUUUAUUCCCGGAUUGACCACUGGUGUGACAUAUUUGAGAACAUACAGACACUGUCUCCUUAUUAAUUUAGUCAACGUGGAGAAUCAAUGGUCGUGACUAAAGUUCUGUUUUAUAUGAUCGAGACUGGACCAGUGGUAGACAUCAUGAGCACCGAUCUAUGUGACUGGGAUAUUAUGACAUGCAACCAUGAAUCUGCAUGUAAGUUUUCAUGGAAGAUGUUUUAGAUGAAUUGCUACAUUUUCAGAUUUGAUAUGCAAUUACAUGUGUGUCGGUGCAUUCGUGGACCAGAUUAAAUUCUUACACAAACCACACAAAAUCUAUGCAUUUCGUACAGAUGUUUACUUUUGUACGGAUUUUCCAGAAGAAUUUUUUACUGACUUACUGUGUGUACUAAACUGCCAAAUAAACAGCGAUGAUUGAACUUUUGA
Molecule: messenger RNA, 4152 nt
Organism: Haliotis rubra (blacklip abalone)
Lineage: Eukaryota; Metazoa; Mollusca; Gastropoda; Lepetellida; Haliotidae
Product: potassium voltage-gated channel protein Shaw-like
Exons: 3
Coding region: 1011-2648 (545 amino acids)
Biological process (GO): potassium ion transmembrane transport; protein homooligomerization
Cellular component (GO): voltage-gated potassium channel complex; membrane
Molecular function (GO): voltage-gated potassium channel activity; protein binding
Source: RefSeq, a predicted model, not a curated record